Molecule: messenger RNA, 453 nt
Organism: Megalops cyprinoides (Indo-Pacific tarpon)
Lineage: Eukaryota; Metazoa; Chordata; Actinopteri; Elopiformes; Megalopidae
Product: ventricular natriuretic peptide-like
Exons: 3
Coding region: 1-453 (150 amino acids)
Biological process (GO): negative regulation of systemic arterial blood pressure; cGMP biosynthetic process; neuropeptide signaling pathway
Cellular component (GO): cytoplasm; extracellular region; nucleus
Molecular function (GO): hormone receptor binding; hormone activity
Source: RefSeq, a predicted model, not a curated record
AUGGCGAAGUUUGGCAUUUGCUUUGGAUAUAUUCUACUUGUCCUAAUGCAGAACAUAGUGGCGCCAAAUCCCUUGCUCAAUAGGUACAAUGACCAAGAGUUGGACAGUCUGAAGGACCUAAUACACAGACUUGAGGAGAAGCUGACCUCCAACGAUGAACCUGAAGUUUACCCAGGAUAUGAAGACGCAAAAGUGGAUGCCGAGGAAGAAGCCGUUGACAUUUCGCCCAGUGCCCUCCGCCAAGGCGAAGACAGCGUACUUAUGAACACACCAGACAGAGCUCUCCCAGAUAGUGCCGCAAGGUCACGGUUCCGAGAUCUGGCAGGCUUGACAAGGACUGCCAAAUCUUUCAACAGCUGUUUUGGUAACAGGAUCGAAAGAAUUGGGUCAUGGAGUGGACUCGGAUGCAACAGUAUCAAGACCGGAACGAAGAAGAGGAUAUUUGGGAACUGA